Messenger RNA from Bubalus bubalis (water buffalo), 2122 nucleotides. It is a transcript of the gene SSBP3, whose product is annotated as single stranded DNA binding protein 3. Gene Ontology annotation, cellular component: nucleus. The transcript is spliced from 18 exons. Gene Ontology annotation, molecular function: single-stranded DNA binding; protein binding. Gene Ontology annotation, biological process: positive regulation of transcription by RNA polymerase II. Lineage: Eukaryota; Metazoa; Chordata; Mammalia; Artiodactyla; Bovidae. The record is from RefSeq and is a predicted model, not a curated record. Bases 312 to 1478 code for a protein of 388 amino acids.
GAGCGAGCCAGCGGGCAGCCGGGCCGGCGGGCGAGCGGCGGCGGCGGCGGCACCGGCACUCCAGGCCGAGCCGGCGCGGGAGGAGUUCCAGGGCGAUGGGGCCGCGGCCGGGGCUGACGCUUUGACAGCUGGAAAGAGCGCGGAGCCAGCGCCUGGGGGGGAGGGAGGGGAGCGCGGCGAGGAGAGCGCGAGCGAGUGUGCGAGCGAGCGCCUGGGAGGGGGCCGGGAGCGAGGGGGCAGCUCGGGAGCAGCCGGAGCGGUAGCGGCGGCGGCGGCGGUGAGGAGGCUCGGCGUCCUCUUCUCUGCAAACCAUGUUUGCCAAAGGCAAAGGCUCGGCGGUGCCCUCGGACGGGCAGGCUCGGGAAAAGUUAGCUUUAUAUGUCUACGAAUAUUUACUGCAUGUAGGAGCACAGAAAUCUGCACAGACCUUCUUAUCGGAGAUUCGAUGGGAAAAAAACAUCACGUUGGGAGAACCGCCUGGGUUUUUGCACUCGUGGUGGUGCGUAUUUUGGGACCUUUACUGUGCAGCUCCUGAAAGGCGAGACACUUGUGAACAUUCAAGUGAAGCAAAAGCCUUUCAUGAUUACAGUGCAGCAGCCGCCCCGAGCCCCGUGCUUGGCAACAUUCCCCCCAAUGAUGGCAUGCCGGGAGGCCCCAUCCCUCCGGGUUUCUUUCAGGGUCCUCCGGGGUCACAGCCCUCGCCGCACGCACAGCCUCCACCUCACAAUCCCAGCAGCAUGAUGGGACCCCACAGUCAGCCUUUUAUGUCACCACGAUACGCAGGCGGCCCCCGGCCCCCGAUCAGAAUGGGAAACCAGCCUCCGGGAGGAGUUCCUGGGACACAGCCACUGCUGCCCAAUUCCAUGGAUCCCACGCGACAACAAGGUCACCCCAACAUGGGAGGAUCAAUGCAGAGAAUGAACCCUCCUCGAGGAAUGGGGCCCAUGGGGCCCGGCCCACAGAAUUACGGCAGCGGCAUGAGACCACCACCCAACUCCCUCGGCCCCGCCAUGCCCGGGAUUAACAUGGGCCCGGGAGCUGGCAGACCCUGGCCCAAUCCUAACAGUGCUAACUCAAUUCCAUACUCCUCCUCAUCACCCGGUACCUACGUGGGACCCCCUGGUGGUGGCGGCCCCCCAGGAACACCCAUCAUGCCUAGUCCUGCAGAUUCAACAAAUUCCAGUGACAACAUCUACACAAUGAUUAAUCCGGUGCCGCCUGGAGGCAGCCGGUCCAACUUCCCGAUGGGUCCAGGCUCGGAUGGCCCGAUGGGGGGCAUGGGCGGCAUGGAGCCACACCACAUGAACGGCUCGUUAGGGUCAGGUGACAUAGAUGGACUUCCAAAAAAUUCUCCUAACAACAUAAGUGGCAUUAGCAAUCCUCCAGGCACCCCUCGGGACGAUGGCGAGCUAGGAGGGAACUUCCUCCACUCCUUCCAGAAUGACAAUUAUUCUCCAAGCAUGACGAUGAGUGUGUGAUUCCCCCCCUUCUCUUCUCCGAGACGCUGAGAGAGCCGACAUUGCAGGCGGGAAGAUGCCAGAAAUUAUGCAAGAAGAAGUGAGGUGUCAUUACCCAGGAGCUGGGGGAGGGGCGUCUCCUGCUCCCCCCCAACCCCCACCCUCUCCUCCACCCCGUCCACCUUUCCCAGUUUUAGUUUCAUGCAAUAAAAAGGCCGAACUUUUUAUUCCAUAAAACAUGAAGGACAAAACUCAAAAUAAAAAUAUAUUUCAAGUCAAUGACCAGAAAAAUCCCACCCUUGCCCUUUCCCAAAGGACCUUUGAUGUCCUUGACACUUUUCUGUUUUUUUUUUUGUUUGUUUGUUUGGGGUUCUGCUGUUGUUGGGAUUAUUUUUUUUUUUUUUAAUUUGUUUUCAGGGGGGUUUUUUGGGGGAAAAAUUUUUAAAAAUGGAAGCUUCUAGCAAGCCCCCCCAACCCCAGCCCAAUCCACCUCUUUGCUUUCUUCUUUAAAAAAAAAAAAAAAGGACAAAAAAAAAAACACCAAGCCCCAUUGUCUGUACCCAAGCCCUUCCACCAGGAAAGCUAGUCUAGGUGUGAGAUCUCACCUGUCUUUGUAGCCAUCUAAAAAUAAUAAUAAUAAUUAUAAUAAACUGGGCAGUUUACAA